AAAUUAAAAAAUAUUUCAUGGAAGGAGCAAGGCAAGCACGGUUGGAGAAACAAGUCAAUGAAAUGAUCCAUCUAGCCGGAGUCCCAGUGGAAAUCGAAGGCGUACUUCACUUUGAAGUCAAGAACUCAAAAUAUCUUGGCCUAAAUGAUGUUUUAUCAAUGAAAGAGAUGGACCAGAUGAUAUCCACCCUAGAUCCAGAAAGCAAGGGAACUAUCCCUAUCCAAUCUAUUACAGAUUAUUUGGUAAACUUCCUAUCUGGCUAUGAUCAGGACCUCUUGCACAAUGCUCUACGUAGGCUAGAUGCUGAUAAUGACGGUUUCAUUCCCUUGGAAGAUUUUGAAUAUUUUAUGAGAAAUUAUGGGGUUGAGCUCCCUGAAAAAGAAAUGAGUCUGCUUCUUAAAUGAGUCCCACUUGAUGAUCAGAAGAGAGUAAAUAUCGAAAAGUUCAUUAAAGCAAUUUGCUAAGUAGUUUUACCAGCCUGUAUAGCAAGAGUUUGAAAAAUAUUCAAU
Messenger RNA from Moneuplotes crassus, 509 nucleotides. NCBI's taxonomy places the organism in Eukaryota, Ciliophora, Spirotrichea, Euplotida, Euplotidae. The record is from the annotation of a GenBank genome assembly.